Tarenaya hassleriana is the source of this 1008-nucleotide messenger RNA. Its product is annotated as polygalacturonase. Gene Ontology annotation, biological process: carbohydrate metabolic process. The transcript has 4 exons. Gene Ontology annotation, molecular function: polygalacturonase activity. The record is from RefSeq and is a predicted model, not a curated record. Lineage: Eukaryota; Viridiplantae; Streptophyta; Magnoliopsida; Brassicales; Cleomaceae. Bases 1 to 1008 code for a protein of 335 amino acids.
AUGGAGAGCCACGUCAAAAGUAUUCUUCUCUACGUCCACAUCGUUAUUACAACGACGAUGUUAACUCUGUCAAGACAUUCUCAUGCAACAAAACAGUUAAACGUCUUGAGUUUCGGCGCUAAACAUAACGGCGUUGUGGACUCGGCUCAAGCUUUUGCCAAUGCUUGGGCUGCUGCUUGCGGAUCGGCCGAGUCAGCCGUUAUUUACGUACCCAAAGGACGGUAUCUCGUCGGUCCAAUCCGUUUCAACGGUGAAGGCUGCAAAAGCGUAAAUAUUGUUAUGAGGAUUGAUGGUACUUUGGUGGGUUCGGAAGAUUAUAGGUUUCUUGGGAAAGAAGAAACCUGGCUCGGCUUUGAACGAGUGAGUGAUGUCUCAGUCAUAGGUGGUUUCCUCGACGCCAAGGGACCAUCGUUGUGGUCUUGCAAGGCCGGCAAAGGCGUUAAAUGUCCUGAAGGUGCCACGACGCUGAGUUUCGUGGACUCGAGCCGAAUAACCGUGAAGGGUGUAAUGUCAUUGAACAGCCAAAUGUUUCACAUCGUCGUUAACCGAUGCCGAAACGUGAGAAUCGAAGAUGUACGAAUCGUAGCCCCGGGAGAAAGUCCUAACACGGAUGGAAUUCACGUUCAGCUAUCGUCGGAAAUCGAAAUCCGAAACGCUUCGAUCAAAACCGGCGACGAUUGUAUCUCCAUAGGGCCUGGUACGAAGAAUUUGUGGGUCGAACGCAUCACUUGUGGGCCUGGUCAUGGAAUCAGCAUUGGGAGCUUGGGAAAAGAUCUAGAGGAAGAAGGAUUUCAGAACGUGACAGUGAAGAAGACAGUGUUCAUAGGAACAGACAAUGGUCUGAGGAUAAAAUCAUGGGCUAAACCGAGUUCCGGUUUUGUUCAGACCGUCCGGUUCUUGGACUCGAUCAUGCGUAAUGUCAAGUCUCCUCUCAGGAAAAUAAAUACAUUUGAAACGCCGGUCUGCGUUUACGUAUCCGCGUUUGCAUCCAACCGCAGUUUAGAGUAA